Molecule: messenger RNA, 3620 nt
Organism: Toxoplasma gondii ME49
Lineage: Eukaryota; Apicomplexa; Conoidasida; Eucoccidiorida; Sarcocystidae
Exons: 1
Coding region: 1671-2699 (342 amino acids)
Source: RefSeq, a predicted model, not a curated record
UGCACCUAUUAAGGGGAGCCACAGUUGUUACCUUGCCCACAAAAAUAUCUUCGAGACUAAUGGGUUCACGACCACUGACUGAAAGUCAAUGAUGGCAGCACGGUACCGACGAAUCCACAGCAUUGUCGUUGUGCCACCAAAUCGACAGCCAGAAAGACGAGGCAUAAUGCUUCAUCAUGGCGCCGAAGUGUAAACGCUUCACUGACUCAUGCAAUCCGGGGUUUGGGCCGAUGCAAUCAAGAGCACAAUGUGAUUGAAGUGAUCUUGCGGCCGGUACACACCAUCCUGGUCCAAGAGCUUUUUUCCGGUCGGCGUUUCUUUUGAUGGAACAAACAGUACUUUGCCCUCCGUAAUUCGUUCACGAAGUCAAUAACUACACAAAGUCCCAGAAGUGAUGCUCCUAAUGUGGACGGUGUCUGCAUCCCCCACGAGCUCAAUCUAGCGUCUCUCAUAUCACUGAAACGGCUCCCUCAACAGAGCGCGAGACUUUGUGCUCCGCUAGUCCACGACGCGACGAGUCUUGGUUCGGUUCCUGCAAGAAAAAGUUUCCUCUGAAGAGAUCGACGAGUGGGUGACCCACCGCCGGGAGCCAAUUCGCCGUAAACAGGAUGCGACUGUCACCGCUGCAAAAAUUGCAGUUUUGAGCGACGCCGAUUUCUCGUGUCUCGUCGAAUUUUGUCGCUUGACAAGUGCAUGACGUACACGAGACGUGUUACAUGGGCACAUAUCUCUGGAUUAGAAUUGCCAUUCACCAAUUCGACUGUCCACUUGUGAACCCGGAGACUGCUUUCUUGAAUGCAUUAUCUUUUCUUAGCGAACUCACCCUUCGUCCACACGGUAAGUUUUGCAGACUUGACGACCACCCGUUUCUGAGCUAAGACCCCCGUCUCUGCGCGUGCCAGGAUUCCACUGCGCGUCUCCGUUUACGGCCUUCGAAGUACAAAUUUUUACUAACACGCUAUCGAGUCGCAAGAGCCGUGGUGAGGCGGCUCGUUAGUUUCUUUUCAGUAAAAACCGCCCCGUGGUGUAUCAUCAGAAGGAAGAUAACCUUUACCCUAGGUUCGUCGGCGAUUAUUUCGGUUUCCCUCACAGUCGAGGGUUCAGGUGCAUUGUGCUGCUUCCUUCGACGCGGCAACACGCCGUCGCAGGCAUUUCAGCAAUGCAGGGCUGUUCGUACAAACAUCAGACUCAGGACCGAAUGUUUUUUUUCUGUGCUUCGUGGAUGAAUUCCGUUCGUUACAGCGGAUGACGGUUGACUCGUCCACGUGGAAGAGGUCAAUCGGUACGAACGGUCGAACGAAUUGGUAGUGCUUCGAUGAGUUGGGUGUAUUGGCCCUUACGUGCAAAAACUGAUAGGGCGUGUGCAAAGGAAAAUAACAGGUCUAGCAUGCACCGGCUUGAGAAAUUGCGGUCACGCAUCCGUUGACCGUCCGCAGUCAGCAGGGCUGCGAAACGGGGCUUCACCUAGAGAAUGCUGAUGUCUAAUUAUUCACACUUCAUGUGUUAGAUCGUGUGUUGCGAUUCUUUGACAAAACCGUUGAUCUCUUCUCCACACUCGCCAAAGAGCGAAAUAUCAGGGAAAAGUUGUCACUUCAUUGCGACACUUUUUUUCAUUGACAGUCGUUUUUCCAGCAGGUGUGCAUGUGGCCGAACAUUGCUACCCAGUGAAGAUGAUUCUGAGGCACUUGGUUGAUCUCGCGACCGCAGGCGUACUGUUGGUACUUUUCAACGGUGCGGCAGGCCCGGUGAGUGGACUCGUAGGGAAACAGGAGAGUGGUUGUCAUAUAUCCCUUCGGCAAGGGCUACCUGCAGGGGCGUGGAAGAAAGUUCGCGACGGCGGCUGCCUAGUAGGUCUUCCGUCGAAUCUCGUCGUAGAUCCCGCUUUCCCGAAUAUCGUCGAAACUUUAGAUUCCCCAGACUUCAUCGGCGGUCAACUAUGUGACUGGCUCGACGUGCAGUGGCUUAAGCACACAACUGUGGCGAAGGAAGUCUUCAAAGCACCUACGGGAGUUCUAAAGUUCAUGAGACGUCAAUCGGAAUUCCGCUUUGAAGACUCUCUGGAGGUUGUUAUCAGCUACAUUGACUUGGUUGAUUAUCAGCAUGUUCGCGGUAUCAGAGGUCACGUACCAAUACCGUGGGCGACGGCUACAUUUCGUUACAAACCACCAACACAUGACUUCGGCGAUGCAGUGGUCCCCUUCAUUGCUCGAGGUGGGCCCCGAUAUUCACCUACUAAAGUACAUUUCCUGCUCGUACCGGAGAUCGCCCGUCGGCUACGACUGGAUACCGGCUACAUUCCCGGUCACGUUUCACCGGACGUUGUCGUCUCGGACAAAAUAAACGACGGCACACAGUUGGAUUUCAAUGCUGAACAGCCUCUGCUCCUGCGCAGUUUCUUGAUUUUCGAUGGAGCAUGUACGUUCCUUGAUGGCCGACUGCAAACAACAGACUUACAGCUGUGCCACUGGGCAGAGAACUGGGGGAAAGUUUACACGUCAUCAUCUGCCAUUAUGCAAAUACACAAGCUCGCCUUGUUCAACUCCUACCCAGCAGGUUUUGUAGCGACGAUGGAACUUCGAAGCCCAGAGUACAGUCGCUAUGGCAAAUUUGUUCAUGUUUUUCUGAAACCAAGUACUCAACUGGCAGGCACCUUUCAAGAGUCACAUGACUAUGUCAUUCGCAGGUACCGUGAAUUGUGAUUCGGUUUUGCAAGUCGAAAGUACCUUGUCUUGAAAAAGCGUGUAUGUGCCAACACUUUGCGACUGCCAUUGAUACGCAGAAAUGACUGUUGACAUAUUCGAGGUCCCUCCUCAAUGUUCACAAUUAAUACAUUGGUUACAGAUGUCCGCUGUGCAGACUGCGCAUGUGAUUGUAUCAUGUUAGUUGUAAUGUGAGAACGAGAAACUGGCCAACUUCGAAGCACUUGGUAUGGGACUGUGGUAUUUUUAUUUUGCCUAGUCUCCCUUUUUCGUCGAUGGUAAUGUGUUACUGGUUGUACUCACAUGGGCCACCACCACUUUGGCGGCGCACGUCAAUCAGGAUCCAUGGCGUGAAUUGCUGGAAUGAAUCAGAGAAAGUUUCCUGAUGGGACCAUCGUGCUGACGUAGCCGCAACAAGUUCCUUGCUCAGAAGUGUUCCUGCUUCUGUAGCAGUAAGCGAAGACUCACAUGCAAUGUAACCGACAAAAAAUUAACUUUGCUUAUUUGUGAUGUUACAAAAAGAGUAAAGUUGUGUAUUGUGCCUUGCCAUCGUGUCAAGGACCACUGUGUGACCCAGCGGCAGUCACAGCAUAUGUCCACUUUUGUCGUCUUGGGGCCAUGGUUUACAGUGGGAUGCUUUAGUACCCCGAAAACCAUGCUUGAAGAGUGUGGGAGGGACCUGUAUGGUGAUUGAAUGUUAUUUAGUUCCUCUCCUGCGCCACAAGCGCGAAGGCUAUACAUCGAAAAGAAUGCUAUAGGUGAUACAAUACAUACUUUUCGGCAAGCAGCAGAUGCGUCCGAGCUAAACAUAGAGAAACGGGUAAUCUGGUAUGUCUGUUCAUUAAAUCGAUUUAAUCACGACAAUAAUGCUUGAAUCCUUCCCAUGAUACUCAUGAGAACCUCUCAAUUUCUCCCAUUCUG